This is a messenger RNA of Thunnus maccoyii (southern bluefin tuna), 1699 nucleotides long. Its product is annotated as gap junction beta-4 protein-like. Gene Ontology annotation, biological process: cell communication. Gene Ontology annotation, cellular component: connexin complex. The record is from RefSeq and is a predicted model, not a curated record. NCBI's taxonomy places the organism in Eukaryota, Metazoa, Chordata, Actinopteri, Scombriformes, Scombridae. The transcript has 2 exons. Bases 246 to 1031 code for a protein of 261 amino acids.
GUGAUGUGAAGACAUAUGAAGGCAACCGACUCCUCCCACUCCACUCCCGUCUUGUUGAGAAAUCUACUGAGAUCUCCUCGGUGAGCUUCAUCCAAAGUCUGCUCCUCCGCUUCGACACUGAACCGCAACAACAGCGUUUAAACUGCUGGUCAGUACCUGAGGUUUGUCUGUGCCAUUUCAGCUGAAAAAGUUUCGUCUGUCUUCCCUCAGCAGGAAGAGAACACAGACUGUGAACAAACCUCGUCAUGAACUGGGCAUUCCUCCAGGGCCUCCUCAGUGGGGUGAACAAGUACUCCACAGCCUUCGGCCGAGUGUGGCUCUCAAUUGUUUUCCUCUUCAGGGUGAUGGUGUUUGUGGUGGCAGCAGAGAAGGUAUGGGGUGAUGAACAGAAGGACUUUAAAUGCAACACAGCUCAGCCUGGGUGCCACAAUGUCUGCUACGACCACUUCUUCCCCGUCUCCCACGUCCGGCUGUGGGCCCUGCAGCUCAUCUUCGUCACCUGCCCCUCACUCCUGGUGGUGAUGCACGUGGCCUACAGGGAGGACCGGGAGCGGAAACACCGGCUCAAGUAUGGUGAGAACUGCCACCGUCUUUACCAGAACACCGGCAAGAAGCGUGGAGGUCUGUGGUGGACCUACGUCCUCACUCUGUUCUUCAAAAUAGCUGUGGACGCCACUUUCGUCUACCUCCUCUACCACAUCUACGAGGGCUAUGACUUCCCCUCACUCAUCAAGUGUGAGCAGAAGCCUUGUCCCAACAAGGUGGACUGCUUCAUCGCUCGGCCCACUGAGAAAAGAAUCUUCACCAUCUUCAUGGUGGUCACCAGCCUGGCCUGCAUCCUCCUCUCCAUUUUUGAAAUCCUCUACCUGAUUGGCAAGCGCUGCCGGGAGUGUUUCACCACGGUCCAUCGCUCUCACCACGUUAUGACCAACAAAUUGUCCAGUGGAAGCUCCUUGAUGGAAUCAAACAAUCUAAAGCUGAAAAGCACCCCUGAAACACCUGCACCUUCAUACAGUGUCGCCAUAUCUUGAGAUGCUGAGAAUGUAGACUUUUUGAGAAACAAAGACUUUGGAAAGGAAAGCUGCCUCUCCUCACUUCACAGGUACUUUCUUCAAAGACGUGCCAGCAGACAUGUGUCUGCUCAGAAACUGAACUACAAUGGAGUUAGUUUACUGUGUCCACUGUCCAGAAUUUGAAAUUCUGAAUGACAAGAGGACCGCUGAACAAACAUUAAGCUCACCAUGCUAUUUACAUCGAUCUGGAAUGUAUUGCUAGUUGUCGGUUUGGGUUCAGAGUAUUUACAGAUGAAGCUCCAAAGCUUUUGCAAAGAAAAAAACCCAUGUUUGGGCGAUGCAGCCUCAGAUUUAGCCUUGAGAUCAAAUGCAUGAGUCAGCCCAUGGUUUGGAGAGUACGGUUUUACAAACACAUGUGGUUUUCUGUGUAAGAUUUUCCCUCUGCUCAGUGCCCAACCCCAGAGUGCUUUCAUUCAAACUGUACUGUCUUUUCCCUUCACUCAGAUGUUCAUAUGUGCACUCGUGACUGCUUUUAUUGUUUGUGUGUGUCUGUGAAUACUCCAUGUAAUUUAUCAACAAGCUUGAAAGAUAAAUUGUGCAUGUUAACUGUCCCUACCUGUUCUCACGUUUAAAUUGCUCAGACAGGAAAGAGCAAUAAAGUUUUUUUAAACACUGUUGUUAAUAUA